AUGCAUCAGACGCCCGCCGAGUUCAUUGAAAGCCCCAUGAUACCCAGUCAAUACGAUAAAUGGCCUCAAAAUCCUUCUCCAUCCCAUAAGAUCUCCAUAAAAUAUUCUCCGACCUCAACUCCGCCCGAAUCUGUGCAAUAUUACCAUGACAGGUACAGUACCCCGGAUCAUCAGAUUUACAAUGACUGCGGAUUGAAUCAAAGCUUUGUGCAAUUCCCCUCAACCGCUCAUACCGAGACCUCAUCGAGUUCGGAGCAUUCCCCUCAGGGUUUCGGGUAUGAGAGUGUGAAUGGAUACGAGCAAUGGUAUGUCUAGUGUAAUAUAAAAACUUGGCUUUACUUUGAUUUUUUUGAGCUUUUGGUAAUCUCUUUGUUUUCUAGGCAAGGAAACCCCUUAGGCUAUGUAGAACAAGCCGGAUACGACGUCUAUAUGGAAAUGCCAUCGUCUUCGUCGCAGGUCUCCUACGAUCAGGCUAAUUUAUCGCCAAUUCAAUGGUAAGAAAAAUGAAAAAUCAUUAUCUAUAUGUGCCAUACUCGUUUUACCUCAAUUUACAAACCAAUAAAGUCACCAAAUAUUCGUAAAUCAACCAAUUUUUUAGUCUAAACCACUAAUUUCCCCAUUAUUCUAGGCUAAACUCCCCAAACCCUGCCAAUUUCGAUCCUCAAACCCCUCCAAUGCCCUUCCAAGACCCAUCAUUCUACCCGCAACCUCUACCUCAGCCUGCCUACCAAUCAGCUCACUCAUCGCCCGACGAUUCAAGUUUUUACGAGUUUUUCACCCCAGGACAAGCUCCUUUGCCGAGCAUAGAAGGCUUCCAGAAGCUCGAGAAUGGAGAACUCAACGUCUCGACCACUCGAUUCACCCCUCAGAAGUUCAGUGAAGAAGUUAAGCCAGUAGAAGUGAAAGCAAAACGGAAACCAACCCAAAACUGCCACAAAUACUCGAUCUGUGCCAAUUGUAAGACAAAUAAUACAACUUUGUGGAGGAGAAAUGCGAACGGAGAUGUGGAGUGCAAGUAAGUACCACAUCUUACCAUAAUCUAAGAUCAAAGAAUUAAUUUUUGAGUUCUCUUUCGACCAUUUCUUACAUUAUACUAGGCAUCAGUACUUUACUCAUCGAAAAAUAGCAAAAAAUCUAAAUUCUGACCACUUUCAGCGCCUGCAAUCUCUACUUCCGCAAGAACAAUUGCUCUAGGCCUCCGAAACUCCAAAAACGAGGGAUAAUGAAGAGAGCGCGAAACCCCAGACAGCCAGUCAAGCAAUACGAAUAA
This is a messenger RNA of Bursaphelenchus xylophilus (pine wood nematode), 1270 nucleotides long. The record is from the annotation of a GenBank genome assembly. NCBI's taxonomy places the organism in Eukaryota, Metazoa, Nematoda, Chromadorea, Rhabditida, Aphelenchoididae.